Molecule: messenger RNA, 2202 nt
Organism: Vicia faba (fava bean)
Lineage: Eukaryota; Viridiplantae; Streptophyta; Magnoliopsida; Fabales; Fabaceae
Source: the annotation of a GenBank genome assembly
AUGGCUGCUACAGCAACUGCCGGUCCUAGGUAUGCUCCAGCUGAUCCUACCCUUCCUAAACCAUGGAAGGGCCUUGUGGAUGGCAAGACAGGAUAUCUUUACUUUUGGAAUCCUGAGACAAAUGUCACCCAGUACGAGAGGCCAGCUGCCCCACCUAAGCCAUCUUCAGUGCCUAGCUCUUCUGUCCAGGUUCAACAAUCGUCUCAAGGGCGUUGUCGUAGUCCUGAUUUCAGUGAUAGGUAUGAUAGGAAUGGAAAUGGCGGGUCAGAUGAAAGUGGAUCCCGGAGCUAUCAGAGUUCCAAGGUUGGCACUUUUAGUUCUCAUAAUAAUGUAGAAAAUGGAACACAUGUUGCUGAAAGUGUUAGUUCUAUCAAAGGUCACGUAGCAUCUGAUACAGGACCUGCAUUAACUCCAGAGGCUUAUAGACGUCGUCAUGAGAUCACUGUUACUGGAGAUAAUGUGCCUCCACCUGUUACAUCAUUUGCGUCUUCUGGCUUUCCAUCUGAGAUUCUUAGAGAGGUACAAAAUGCUGGGUUCUCAGCCCCAACUCCAAUUCAGGCUCAAUCGUGGCCCAUUGCCCUUCAAAGUAAAGAUAUAGUUGCCAUUGCUAAAACAGGUUCAGGGAAAACCUUGGGGUAUUUACUUCCAGCAUUUAUUCACCUCAAGCGCACAAAUAAUAAUGCCAAAAUGGGCCCCACAAUAUUGGUACUUUCACCCACAAGGGAGUUGGCAACACAAAUUCAAGAUGAAGCUGUGAAGUUUAGUAAAACAUCAAGAAUUGCUUGCACUUGUUUGUAUGGAGGGGCACCAAAGGGUCCUCAAUUGAGAGAUAUUGACCGUGGAGCAGAUAUUGUGGUUGCCACACCUGGUCGCUUGAAUGAUAUUCUUGAGAUGAGGAGAAUCAGUCUUCAUCAGGUCUCUUACCUAGUCCUAGAUGAGGCCGACAGGAUGCUGGACAUGGGUUUUGAACCUCAAAUUAGGAAGAUUGUGAAUGGGGUGCCCGCUCGCAGGCAAACUCUUAUGUUCACGGCGACUUGGCCUAAAGAGGUUAGGAAAAUUGCAGCUGACCUGCUUGUCAAUCCUGUCCAGGUGAACAUUGGCAACGUAGAUGAGCUUGUUGCUAACAAGUCCAUUACUCAGCAUAUUGAAGUUUUGGCACAUAUGGAGAAACAGCGACGACUGGAAAGUAUUUUGCGGUCACAGGAUCAAGGAUCAAAGAUAAUUAUAUUUUGUUCUACCAAGAAAAUGUGUGACCAACUUGCUCGAAAUCUCACACGCCAGUUUGGAGCUGCUGCUAUACAUGGGGAUAAAUCCCAGGCUGAUAGGGAUCAUGUGUUGAAUCAGUUUCGAAGUGGAAGGACUCCUGUACUUGUAGCGACAGAUGUUGCUGCUCGUGGACUGGACGUCAAAGACAUUAGAGUGGUUGUCAACUUCGACUUCCCUACAGGAGUGGAGGAUUAUGUUCAUAGGAUCGGAAGGACUGGGAGGGCUGGAGCCACCGGUAUAGCUUACACUUUCUUUGGGGACCAGGAUGCUAAACAUGCUUCAGAUCUCAUCAAAAUCUUAGAGGGUGCAAACCAGAAAGUUCCUCCAGAACUUCGUGAACUGUCAUCCAGGGGUGGUGGCGGGUUUGGCAAAUCCAGACGAUAUGGUUCUGGUGGUCGUGGCGAUUCUGGAUUCGGUGCGAAGAGUUAUGACUCUGGGUAUGGUGGAAGGGGUAAUGAUUCAGGAUAUGGUGGAAGGGGUAGUGAUUCAAGUUAUGGAGGAAGGGGUGGAGGCCGUGGAUUUGACUAUGACUCACAGAGGAAUGAACGAGAUCGAAGCCCUGACAGGGGAUCUAGCUGGAGUGAUCGCUUCAAAACUCGUGAACGCAGCCGCAGUCCCGUCAAGGCUGCACCAUCUCAAUAUAAUGCCCCCGUCAGCUUUCAUCAAGCAAUGAUGGAACGCAAUGGAGGAGGCAGUGAUCGCAACAAGAACUAUAAUCGGGAGCGAAGCCGCAGUCAUAGUCCUUAUAGACAGGACAAGGGAAAAAGUUCACCAUCUACCAACAGUAGUCCUCAGAAAGGGUGGGGAGGAUCUUCAGGUGUGGGAAGAAACGGUGGUUCUCAUCCUUACAAUGGAGAAUUGGAGGAAGGGAUGAUUCCUGAUGAAGAAGGAAUGAUAGGUCAUGAUGAAUCUUCUAUAUAUCAAAGUGCAAAUUAG